Molecule: messenger RNA, 1636 nt
Organism: Poecile atricapillus (Black-capped chickadee)
Lineage: Eukaryota; Metazoa; Chordata; Aves; Passeriformes; Paridae
Product: arylamine N-acetyltransferase, liver isozyme-like
Exons: 2
Coding region: 113-1003 (296 amino acids)
Molecular function (GO): acetyltransferase activity
Source: RefSeq, a predicted model, not a curated record
CUCAAACCCUGUCUGUGCUAAGCAGAGGACAGCCAGCCACGCCACUUGCUUAGCCUAGAACCACCCCAAGCCCUGGAGGUACACUGGCACUUGAACUGAUUUUCCAGGCAAAAUGAACAUUCAGGAGUAUUUUGGAAGAAUAUCUUACAGCAAGCCCCAUAAGGAUGCAGACUUGCAGACCCUGACAGCCAUCUUCCAGCAUCACAUCCAGACCAUUCCUUUUGAGAACCUCAGCAUGCAUUGUGGGGAGGCCAUCAAACUGGAUUUGCAAUCUACUUACAAUAAGAUUGUGAGAAAGAAACGUGGUGGAUGGUGCCUGGAAAUCAACCACCUCCUCUUCUGGGCCUUGCAAGAAUUAGGGUAUGAUGUCUGUAUUCUUGGUGCAAACAGCUAUGAGCCAGCAGAGAAGGGAUACACUGCUGUUAUAAACCAUAUCCUGCUGAAGGUGGUGAUCAAGGGAGAUUCCUACAUAGUAGAUGCUGGGUUUGGUGGUGCCUACCAGAUGUGGCAGCCACUGAUGCUGAUUUCUGGGAAGGACCAACCCCAGGUCCCUGGCAUUUUCCACUUCAUGGAAGACAACGGCAUCUGGUACUUUGAGAAAGUCAAAAGGAAGCAUUAUAUUCCUGAGCACAGUAAGAGUGACUUCCCUGAUACUCCAGAACUGGGGAACAUCCGAAAAAUAUACAGAUUUACUCUCGAGCCACGGCAUAUAGAUGAUUUCCAGGAGCUAAAUGCCUACCUCCAAGUGUCUCCAGAUAACAUCCUUCGGAAGAAGUCAAUCUGCACUCUCCAAACCACCAAUGGGUUCCUUGCCUUGGUUGGAUGGACCUUCAGUGAGAUGAAAUACAACUACACAGAGGACACGGACCUGGUGAACAUCACAACCCUUACAGAUGAAGAGGUUGAGAAGACACUGAAAGAUAAAUUCAAUAUAGUACUGGAGAACAAACUAGUACCAGUAAAUGUUCGUGGCUUGCCACCUAAUUUAGUGGAUAAGAUCUAACUGUAACACUGUGCUAGAUAGAUCUUUAAAUAGCCAGGAGAAAAAUUCUAAAAUUAACAUUAAUUACAAUAAUUGCAUUUUUAACUUGAGCUAGUCAUCAAGCUUGGUAAAUUCUAGUACAUUGCUAAUUAACUGCAUAUAUCAAUUGCAUAUUUUUUAUUAAACCUCUCCUUCUUUAGAAAGCAAGACAUCUUACUAGCUCAGUUCGGCUCAUAUGGAAAUUGCUUUUUGACUACUUAACUUUUUGUUCACCUUCUCAAGAACUCAUUUUAUUGCAGAUAUAUUUUGCGGUAAAUGAGACCAAAAUGAUGCAGAAGGAGAGGUUGUGUUACCAUUUUACAUGAAAGACCUAUAACCUUUUUUGGCAUUAUUUCCCAUCUUCUCAGCAACUUUUACAAAUUAUUCACUUCCCUUAACAGUCUUAAAGCUGAGCUGAAUUUGGCUUUUAAAGACUUUGUAGUAAAAAGAAAGGUUAAGACUUUCUCAAAACAAGCCACCAUUAGGUGCUGAGUAACAGAUGAAAACUUGAAGGAUUUGAGUCCUGUUGCCUGUUCAGAAAUUGACUUAAAGUAAGAUAUUUAUCCAAGGGAACCUAAGCCCUCCCCAAAUCUCUCUAAUUUUGAGUACCCACCU